Messenger RNA from Protopterus annectens (West African lungfish), 6310 nucleotides. RefSeq lists its product as uncharacterized. Gene Ontology annotation, molecular function: protein binding; zinc ion binding. The coding region runs from base 244 to 3291 and encodes 1015 amino acids. The record is from RefSeq and is a predicted model, not a curated record. The transcript is spliced from 8 exons. NCBI's taxonomy places the organism in Eukaryota, Metazoa, Chordata, Ceratodontiformes, Protopteridae.
UACCGAAAUGUAAAAACUGUAAUUUAUUCCUCAAGCUCCAAGACACUACUGAACUAAGCACUACAGGAAAACAAACAUAGUGCACUAAUGAAGGAAAAGAUGUGAUGAAACAUAGACAGCCCUCUGCUUUUUUUUUUAAGAGUCUCCUUUAUUUGGAUAAUUACGGUAAAAGGCUACUGACUCACAAAGCCCCAGCAUGUGUAGCCCCCUGCUUUUCUAUUUCAUUUCACAGAAUCCUGCAAGAUGGCAGCAGUUUCGGGAUCAGCUAACUGCAAUUUAGAAGAAGAAUUAAACUGUUCGAUUUGUCUCAGCAUUUACACAGACCCUGUUACAUUAGACUGUGGCCACAAUUUCUGUCAGAAGUGCUUAGAAAAUCUGUUGGAAAUUCAGACUGAGACCAAUGGAGAUUGCUUCUCUUGUCCAGAGUGCCGAGCUCAGUUUACACAGAAGCCAGUGCUUCAAAGGAACCUGAAACUCUCCAACAUUGUGAUGUGUUAUGCAGCCUCACAACCUCCUGCAAGAGCUGAACCUGAGCCUUGUGACUUCUGCCUUGAAACCACACUUCCAGCAGCAAAGAAGUGUGUGGAAUGUGAGGCCUUCUUGUGCCAGGGCCACGCUAAGAAGCAUCUGGAGAAGCCAGCAUUCAGGGACCACACCUUGCUAGAUCCAUCUGCUUCUUUGGAAGAUAGGAGAUGUCUCGUUCACCAGGAGGUAAUAAAGUACUACUGCCACACUGACCACACCUGCACCUGUGUGAGCUGCUGUGUGAUUGGACCGCACAAGAACCAUGAGGUGAGGACACUGCAAGAAGCACAUACUGAAAAGGAAGCUUUCUUGCAGGACAAGAGGCAAAAGUUGUGUCUGGAUGAGAAAAGCACAGAGAAGGCUGUGCAGGACACAGAAGCCAACCAGUUUGAGGUGAAGGAAAAAGCAUUUGAACUAAGGAGCAAGCUUGCCACUGUAAGCGCUGAAAUGAGGCUGCUGGUGGAGGUGUUCGAGAAGGACACACUGGAGAUGGUGAACUCUGAAGAGGGCACUGUCCUGGCAGAUAUCACAGCCCAGCGUGCAGCACUGGCUGAACACAAACAAGAGCUUUCCCAGGAGAUGGAGAAAAUUGACCAGCUGUGCCAAGAAAGUGAUGAUCUACAGUUCAUAAAGGAGUUUGAGCGGCUGCAGGUACAGUUCCACUGUAAAAGCAAGGUGAAGCUGUCACGGAGAAUGAUUGAUGUGGACAAAGUCUUGAGACAGAUUCAUCAGAAGACACAGGAGCUUGCAGGUAGCCUUGAUAGCCUGCUAUGCAAACAUCAGCUUGUGCAGCAGGUUGUCAAAGUUCCAUCUGUCCCCAGUAUGGAUAAGAUUCAGCUUCGCACAGAGAAUUCACCCUCGAAACAGAAGCUGCUGUUGCCUAGCACCAUGGACUCUUGUCCUUUUGGUUCCCAGUUAUAUUCUGUGCCUCCUAUCAAGAUUCCUAGCAUGCAGCAGUUCAAAGUGAAGGAUUAUCGAAAAAAAUACUACAGGGACUUUGCCUGCCAACACAAGUUGCCAGCCAGUGGUGUAACUAAAGUUGUCAGUAGUGUAAAUAGUUAUAAGAAAAAAAGUACCUAUAAUCCCCUUUUAAACUCCACUAUAUCUGUAUUUGGCAAGCUUUGUGAUUAUGAUUUUAGGAAAUUAGACAAGCAGACACAUCAUUAUGACGCUAAUCUAACUGAGUCAGAGUCACAAGCAUUAAAUUUAGUGGCUAAUAAGAAGGAGUGGCGAGUAAUGAAGGCUGAUAAGGGGGGUACUGUGGUAAUUAUAAACACAAGUGAUUAUGUCAACAGUAUGAGAGAGUUACUAGGUGACUCUAGUAGUUAUAGGUUGGUUUCAAGUGAAUUUAUCACACAAAGUUUUCAACAGGUAGACCUUUCACUACUUGAUCUUUUUACUCAAGGCAACAUUGAUAGGGAAACUUUUGACUUUUUGUAUGUUGAAUAUCCUAAAUUGGCCACUUUAUUUGGCAUUCCUAAAUUGCAUAAGCAAGGUGAAAAAAUACCUUUUCGACCAAUAGUAGCAGCAGGUUAUUCCAAGACUGAAACUAUUUCUAUUUGGUUGGACAAAUACUUGAAUCCAGUUGUCCAGAGUACAAUAUCUUUUCUCAGAGAUUCAUGGCAUUUACUAGAACUGCUUAGUCAGUUAAAAUUAGAUGGCAAGCGUAUUUAUUUGGCAUCCUUAAACGUAAUGUCUCUUAUAUACAAAAAACAUUACACAGAAUUUUUACUGAUAUUUCAGGAUAAACUAAAAGCUGCUCUGACCAGUUUAGAAUUGAAGGCAGAAGAACUCCGAAAGCAGCAGAACAAGAAGGAGCAAACGGCUUCAAACAUUCUAGAAAGUACUGCAAACCUAGAACUGCACAUCUCAUCAGAGUUUGCCAGACUGCACCAGUUCCUCCAGGAAAGGGAACAGCAGCUAAUACAGCAGCUGAGGCAGGAUAUUGACAGUGUACUGAAGAAGACAGAGGAAGCUGUGGUGCACAUUAAAGAGCAGAAUGACUUACUUCAAGAGAAAAUUUCCAGGAUUCUGUCCCAGAUGGAAAGCCAGGACCCUCUGCUUAUCUUACUGGGAGCCAAGGAAAUUGAAGAAAUGCCUUUCAGAAAAGAGGAAGAUGAAGAUGAAUUUGAUGAGUGUGGAAUUGAGAACUUCCUUGGCGUUUAUAAAGGACCUAUACAAUUCAGUGCUUGGAAGUCGAUGAGCUCUGUUGUCCAACCAGGUGUGUCAGCUCUAACGCUGGACCCCGUGACAGCUCACCCAGAGAUUUAUCUCGCAGAAGAUCUAAGCAGUGCAUUCCAUGGGGAUAAAAGACAACAGCUCCCCGACAGCCUCACCAGGUUUGACCAAUGCGCUUGUGUGCUGGGGUGUGAGGGUUUCACAGCCGGAAUUCACUAUUGGGAGGUGGAGGUGGGUGGUAAAACAAAGUGGGACUUGGGUGUGACCCGUGAGACUGCCAGAAGAAAGGGAUUCAUUACACGAGUGCCAGAAGAAGGAUAUUGGGUUCUUUGCCUGCGGAACGGAGACCGGUACAUGGCUAUGGAGUCCAUACCCGAGGUUCUUAGUCUUCAUACAAAACCCCGAAGGAUUGGAAUGUACCUGGACUAUGAAGGAGGACAGCUGUCAUUCUAUAAUGCCAGCAACAUGUCGCACAUUUACACGUUCACAGACACCUUUACAGAAACUCUGUACCCUUAUUUCAGCCCUUGUUUUAAUGACGGAGGAAAGAAUGCAGAGCCCUUAAGACUGUUGCGACUAAUGCUGUAAACAAAUUAAUAUGGUGAUAUGAAUGUGUUUCACAGGCAGAUCAUGUUCAGUUAGAGGGUUUCUUUUUACAAGAUCAGUUUGGGAACUGUCAUGAUGUGUACAUAUACUUUCUGCCUGUCAGACUGGCUAGAUUUUACUUCUUAAUUUACAACAGCCACUGACUGUUAAUAACUCUUUAUAGAAAAGCAAGAAUCUUGUGACAUAACUAGUUAACUUAUCUAUGCAUUUAUACCACAUUAAGACUGGUAAUGAAUAGCACUAGUGCAAGUUGUGCCGUUUGUUUACAUAUAAAAAAAGAGGUUUAAGUUUCAUUAAAAUGUUUGCUGCACACAAGACAUGUUUUACUGCAUAGGCCAUUUUGUAAGAAGUCUGAGGUGUGAAAUAUGAUCUGACAAGACUGCGACAGGGAGAAAAGGCAAUCAUUGUGAUCACACUGUCUAAGAAUGGUAAGCAUGCAGUUAUGAGGGCAUGAUUCACUUCAUUUAAAAAAGUCUCAGAAGCUAAAUUAAGUGAAAUGGCAAGGGCAAAUGGGGGAAAAAAUGAAGAAAUGAAUCCAUUUCUUAGAAGGCUGUCAAAGCGAUAAACCAACACUGUUCCUUGGUCAGUAAGGAACCGAUGCACAAAAUCACACAAAAUAAAUUCUAAUAACCCCACAGCAAUAUAAAACUGGCCUUAUUAAAUUAAGUUGUCUCAGUAAAAAUAUUAUUCAACCGAAAGGGUUUGAAUAGCAAGUUUCACAGUAUGUAAGCACUUGUUAAAUAAUAAUGUGUUUUCAAAGACAUCAGGUGUGUGUUAGUCACACACACUUCUGUCUGCAGUUUUUGAUUUCCGUGACAUGCUCCAGUAGGCUUGCCUUAAAUUUUGUCUUAGAUUCCACAGUGUAAAACAUGCCACAGGGCAUGGCAGAGUACAGACAACUGCCUCUCUAAUGCAGGAAGGAAAAAAAAAAAACGGUAACAUGCGUAGUAGUUUAUGAUGUGAAAAGACCAUAUGUCAGGCAUUACAAAAUUCAGAGGGGGCCAGUAACUCUGAUAUGAAUUUAACCAACUGGACAUGUUGUCUGCUAUUAUGCAUUGGCUAAUGUCCUAAAUGUUUCCCGUUUUGUUAAAGAAUGGGGGGGGUUGCAUUUGGGCAUUGGUUUAGAACGUGCUGAAACAAAUCGUGAAAGCAGCGUUACACAGGACAUUAGUAUUUUGAAAUAAAAUUACUCUGUUCCUUACGUACCCCGUGUCUGAUAGUUUCAGAAACAAUAAUUUUGUUAUAAAUACAACAUUCUACAAUAAUUCAUCUUUACUUUUAUGAACAAGCUUGUAAUCGAAUGACAGUCUCUUUGUUGCAGCCUCUACAAUAAAACGUUUUUGGGAGUAUUACAAGCCAUUCUAAGAAAGUCUUCUUUCAGGCUUUGCGUACUCGUACAAAUUUACCCUGGAGAGGGGAGACUAAAAGUGAAGAGGAUGGAAACCACAACCAUGUAAGAACUGAUUUGUAGCCAUUAGGUUUCCAAAAAAGGCUAAACUGAGUUUGGUUACUCUCACGGCCAAAUCAUUUAAUAUCUAAAAAAAGUAAUAGAAUUGUUCUGCACAUUAGCAACACACAACAGACCAAGCCCGUUUUAAAUUAAGGGGCAGUAAACUGGUUGUCCAACAUCUCCUCUUGCACAAGUCAAAUCGUCUCUGUAACAUUAAUAAUGGGGUGACACUCUCCUCCUAACAUUGUAGUAUGAAUAUUACUUUAUCUCAUAUAACCCCACUGAUGAGUUUGCAUAACAUGGUACAAAAAACUCUCAUUGUCUCUGUUAUAUUUAUAAAGAACAUAUUAAAAAGGAAAGGAGAACCUAAUACAGGCAAGAUCAAUAGUGAAAUAUAGGUGAAUUCUCAUGAAGUAUUUUAAAACUUCACUACUGUUCAGAUAGACAGUAGACACAUCAAUUGUAAUAAAAUCAAAACUGUCAUUCCAUAUUAUCUGAGAGUCCAGUUUCACCACAUAAUUCUUGGUUUAUAACUACCUUUAUUGUGUAGCCACACUCCACAUCGCAAUACUGUAGGUACUGCAGGAGGGGAUACCAAUACCUUAUAUUUUGGGAAGAAAAUAGAAUGUUGGGAUGCAGGGGUGGUUCUCUGUUUUUUUGACGUCAGUGUCAUCAUGCAAGUGUCAUGAGUGAACAUUUCUUUCAGUAAAUUAUUAAAUACUGCCAGUGCCUCAAAAUAAUCUUUUUGUUGUAGCAUUUCAAGAUGCAUGACUGUAACAUAUGUAAAUUGUAAUUAAAGUAGUAUUUCUACUUUUGCUCACAGGAUUAAUAAGACAUCUGUUUAUUUUUCCACUUCAUUCAACAGUUUAGUUAAAUUGAAAUUUGUAAGAGCGGAACAAUCCUUAGUGAUAUUACUUUGAAAUUGGGGAAUAAAUGAACAGUGCUGGCAGUCAGUAUCCAAAAGACAAUUAGCGUUUACGAGUCUAAAUAGCAUGAAAAAAGAGCAACUAAUUCCAGACAGCGCUUAUCAAAUUCCUGUUACACAGAAGUAAAACCGUAAUGGUAGAAUAACACAGUUGUCAUCUUCUAACAAAUGUAAAGAGUUUAGUUUUAAAGGGGCACAGGUGUCAUUUUGUAAUGACAGCAGUAUGUUGGACUGCUACACCUUCAAGGAUACUACACACAAGAGCGUGUACACAGACAACAGAGUACCCUUAUUUAUGCCAUUUGUUUUAGUAAUGGAAGGUGCAGAGCCCCUAAGACUGUUUGGAUUGAACAUAUAAACAAAUGGGACUUGGUAAUGUGAAUGUACUACAGAAAGCUCUUCUGGUUUAAUGUGUUUCAUAUUAUGAGUUGCUGUUAGAAAAUUUAGUUUUGAUAACAAAAAAUAUUUUAGUUUUAUAACAUUGCAAUAAUGUGUAACUUUUAAUUGGCGAGAGUUUUCUUGCUUCCACUGUUGUGGACACUAUAGUGUAGCAAAUACAUUUUGACUUUUCCACCUGAAUUGUGUAGCAGUUACUUUCAUAAUUCUUAAUAAAGUGGUAAGAAACA